AUGGACCCAGUCAUCCCCUCCACCGGCCCAGGAGGCCUGCGCGGCCCAAGCGAAGUGGCCAUGAAGAGCAUGACGCUCCCGGUCCUGGCUCUCUGGGUGGGGAGCUGCCCUGGAGGUGCCCUGACCAAGCAGGGGCCGAGCCUGAGAGAGCCCACGGCCACACCAACCCCCGUGGGCACGCUGACCCUGCAGCCGUCGCCGCCCAGCUGGCCUGGGCCCCCCAGUGGGGCCUUCCACCGACCCGGCUCAGGGGGCCGGCAUCAAAAGAAGGAUCAUAGCCAAGGCCAAGGUGGCAGCGGCACCAAGGAGACCACAGGCCCCUCCUGCCUCCUGACCCAGGCGGCCAUCGCCUGCAGCAAUGUCAAGAUGAAACACAUCCCUGCCCUGACUGACCCUGGCCUAGCCACACUCUACCUGGCAGAGAAUGAAAUCGCCAGUCCCCCAGCACACACGUUCCGGGGGCAGCCCAAUCUGCAGUGGUUGGACCUGAGCAAGAACAAGCUGAAUUGGACGGGGCUGAAGCGGUUGAACCUGGAUGGGAACUCGCUAUCCACAGUGCCAGCCUUGCCCGCCUCCCUGCAAGAGCUCAAGCUCAACGACAACCUCCUGCAGGGCCUGCAGCGCAGCAGCUUCCGGGGGCUCAGCCGGCUGCUGACGCUGGAGGCCGAAGGGAACCACCUGCAGGAUGGUGACAUCUCGCCCCCGGCUUUCCAGCCCCUGCGCAGCCUGCUCUGCCUGAGGCUGGAUGGAAACCGUCUGCGGACCAUCCCCCCCCACCCCCACCCCCCGGCCCCGCCUGCCAGCCUCCCUGCGGCGCUGUGUCUUGUGGGGCUGGGAGGAGCCGUGGCUAGCAGGUGUUGCUGGGACCCUCCGCAAGAUGGCCUACGGCCCCGAGAGCAGCAGAGAUGCGGACACCUGGGUCUCACAGAUGGGGCCAGGAGCUUGCACGUGGGCGCCAAUGUCAUCGAGGAGGUGACCGAGGGCGUGCUGAACUACAGCCACAGCAACAACCGGCUCCAGGACGACCGGCUGGCCCCCCGCGCUCGGACUGAUCUCCCGAAGCUGGAGACCCUUGACCUAUCCCACAACCGGCUGGUGCACGUGCCCUCCCUCUUGCCACGGGGCCUUCGGCGCCUGACGCUGCACCACGACCGCAUCGAGCGCGUCCCUGGCUACGUGUUUGCACACAUGAAGCCCGGCCUGGAGCUCCUGCGCCUGUCCCACAACAGCCCGCACGCCGACGGCGGCCAUGGCGUGUCCUUCCUAGGCCUUCCCACCUCCCUGGCUGAGCUGCUGCUGGAUCACAACCAGCUGCAGGCCAUCCCACGUGGCCUCCUGCGCCUCAGGGGGCUGCAGGUGCCGCAUCUGAGCCACAGCAAGAUCAGACACGUGCCCCUGAAUUCCAUUGACACUCGAGUGGCUCAAGACUCCAAUCUCAUCUCCACACACCUGGAGAACAACCUUAUUGACCGGCGCCGCAUCCCACCCACCACCUUCUCCUGCAUCCAGGUCUACUGCAGUGUGGUCCUCCGGCCUCAGCAGGGGGAGGGGGUGGCGGAGGGCUCCUAG
Molecule: messenger RNA, 1569 nt
Organism: Neomonachus schauinslandi (Hawaiian monk seal)
Lineage: Eukaryota; Metazoa; Chordata; Mammalia; Carnivora; Phocidae
Product: extracellular matrix protein 2-like
Biological process (GO): positive regulation of cell-substrate adhesion; extracellular matrix organization
Cellular component (GO): extracellular matrix
Molecular function (GO): collagen V binding; heparin binding; protein binding
Source: RefSeq, a predicted model, not a curated record